GAGGAAGGGAGGGCGGGGGAAAGGGCAGGGCGCGAGGGCGGUGGGGCCCGCGGAGAGUGGCGGCUCGGUGGAAAGAUGAGACGAUUCCAGCGAAUUUAUGGCAGAGCACAGACAGAUGCAAAAGCGGCUGGAUUUACAAAAUGGUAGCUUAGAAGAAAGUUUGGAAGUGAAUUCCCUUGGUAGCGAUCCCCUAAACACGAUGGAGAGCCUAAACCAGAAGAAAUACUCUUCCAGUCUGAGAUUUAAAGCCAAUGGAGAUUACUCUGGCUCUUAUUUAACCCUCUCACAGCCUAUGCCUGCUAAGAGAAGCCCUUCUCCUUUGGGAACCAAUGUCAGAAGUAGCCCCUCCUUGACCAAAAUCCAUGGAAACAAGCAGUUCUCUUGUGAUGGCACUGACAAAAAUAUUUCCAUGAAACCUCCCACUCCUUUAGUUAGCCCCUCACCCACCCUUGGUGGCUAUCCCCUUGGGAGAGCAGACUUUGAUCACUGUACUGGCCGGGACAGUGAAAGGUCCGUGAGACUCUCAGAGAAGCCUCCCUAUUCCAAAUAUAGCUCAAGGAAUAAAUCCCAUGACAAUGUCUACUUUCUGGGAGGACUGGAAGGCCGUAAGGCGUCUGGCUCCCUCCUCACCAUGUGGAAUGGAACUUCCCUGAGUGAUGCUAGCUCCUCUCCCAUCAACAGAUCAGGAGCUACAAGCAUGCCUUCGAGCCCAAAGCAAACCAGGAGAAUGAACAUUCAGGACAACCUGGCACUUCAACCCAAGUUAACCCGACACAAGGAGCUAACAUCUGAAAACAUCAGUUUGCGAACAAGAAAGUAUUCAGGCAGCAGUCUGAGUCACAUGGGAGCUUAUAGCCGGUCACUGCCCAGGUUGUACAAAGCCACAGAAAAUCAACUGAUGCCUCUCAGUUUGCCUCCAAGGAACUCUCUGGGCAAUUCUAAACAUACAAAACUGGGGGAAAAGGAUCUACCUCAUAAUAUAGUAGAUAGUGACAAUUAUCUUAAUUUUUCUUCUUUAAGCUCAGGGGCUUUACCCUAUAAAACCUCUGUAUCCGAGGGCAAUCCUUACGUAAGCUCUGCCCUCAGUGUCCCUGCCAGUCCCCGCAUGGCUAGGAAGAUGCUCCUGACCUCCACAUCCUCCUGUGCUUCUGAUGACUUGGAUCGGGCUCCAUACUCAGAGACAAGCCCGACUCCUUCCUUUUCUCCUUCAGAGCCGGACAGAGUGUUUGCGGCCAGAAGGAACUACUCUUGUGGUUCUGUAGAGUUUGAUGAAGCUGAUUUGGACAGCCUUAGACAGGCUUCGGGAACACCCCAGCCUGUUCUCCGGGAGAGAAAAAGCAGCAUUAGCUCCAUUUCAGGACGUGACGACCUGAUGGAUUAUCACCGGCGGCAGAGGGAGGAAAGACUCAGGGAGCAGGAGAUGGAGCGAUUGGAGCGACAGCGUCUGGAGACGAUUCUCAGUCUUUGUGCUGAGUAUACCAAGCCCGACAGCCGCUUAUCCACUGGCACCACUGUGGCAGAUGUGCAGAAAAUCAAUAAGGAGCUUGAGAAGCUGCAGCUCUCUGACGAGGAGUCUGUGUUUGAAGAAACCCUGGUGACUCGUGACAUGAGACUCAGGUGCCCCCGGAAAGACUCUCUCCACAAUUUGGACUUGGCCAACUUUGGGAGCCUCAGUGCCAGCUUCUUCUCCCCAAGGAGCGUCAGGAAUGAUGAACUAUUCACAGACCUCACCAAGAUUCCCCCACUACCCUCAGCCUAUAUGAAAUCUUCGAGCGAGUCUGCUUAUCUAAGUAUCGUACCAAAGACCUCAGAAAGUAUAAGUGAAGAGCAAAGGACUCAGGAGUUGGCUGCAAUGGAAGAGAACCAGAUUGUAAUUCUGAACAACCUUGAGGAACUUAAGCAAAAAAUCAAAGAUAUAAAUGACCAAAUGGAUGAAUCUUCCCGAGAGUUGGAUAUGGAAUGUGCACUUUUGGAUGGAGAACAAGAAGCAGAAACAACUGAACUUAUGAAGGAGAAGGAAAUUUUGGAUCAUCUAAACCAGAAAAUAGCAGAACUGGAAAAAAACAUUGUUGGUGAAAAGACCAAGGAGAAGGUAAAGCUUGAUGCUGAAAGGGAAAAACUAGAGAAGCUUCAGGAGCUUUUCUCCGAGCAGAAGACCCAGCUGGACAAUUGUCCUGAGUCCAUGAGGGAACAGUUACAACAACAACUGAAGAGGGAUGCUGACCUGUUGGAUGUUGAAAGCAAACACUUUGAAGACCUAGAAUUCCAGCAGCUGGAGCAUGAGAGCCGUCUAGAUGAGGAGAAGGAGAACCUGACCCAGCAGCUCCUGCGUGAAGUGGCUGAAUAUCAGCGAAACAUUGUUUCUAGAAAGGAAAAAAUUUCUGCAUUGAAAAAACAAGCCAAUCACAUUGUUCAGCAGGCUCAGCGGGAGCAAGAUCAUUUUGUGAAAGAAAAGAAUAAUUUAAUAAUGAUGCUGCAAAGAGCCAGCCACAUCGCAAUGGGUUAUAUCAGUGUAAAUGAAAUUAAUGAGCCAUGUGGCAAUUCCACGAAUCUGUCCCUUUCCACUCAGUCCCCCGCUGAUGCUGAUGCUGUUGCCACUGAGCCUGCCACAGCUGUGCUGGUGGGCCAGCCACAGAAUAAAGAGCACUUUAGAAGUCUGGAAGAAAGGAAAAAACAGCAUAAAGAAGGCAUGUAUCUGAGUGACACUUUGCCUCGAAAGAAAACCACACCUUCCAUAUCGCCACAUUUCAGCAGCGCUACUAUGGGGAGAAGCACCACCCCAAAGGCUCACCUGCCCCUAGGACAGAGCAACAGCUGUGGCAGUGUGCUCCCUCACUCGCUGGCUACCAUGACCAAAGACUCUGAGUCUCGGAGGAUGCUCAGAGGAUACAAUCACCAACAGAUGAGCGAAGGACAAAGGCAGAAAUCUUCAGAAUUUUACAACCGCACUGCAUCUGAAUCAAAUGUCUACUUGAAUAGUUUCCACUAUCCAGAUCACAGCUACAAGGAUCAGGCCUUUGAUUCUUUGAGCCUGGACAGCUCUGACAGCAUGGAGACCAGCAUUUCUGCCUGCUCCCCUGACAAUAUCUCUAGUGCCAGCACUUCAAAUAUUGCCAGAAUAGAAGAGAUGGAGAGACUUUUGAAACAAGCUCAUGCAGAAAAAACACGGCUGCUUGAAUCCCGGGAACGGGAAAUGGAAGCCAAAAAACGAGCUCUGGAAGAAGAAAAACGACGCCGAGAACACCUGGAAAGACGACUGCAGGAAGAAACUAGCCAGAGGCAGAAGUUAAUUGAAAAAGAAGUGAAAAUUAGGGAGAAACAAAGGGCACAGGCUCGACCUUUGACACGCUAUCUGCCUGUCCGGAAGGAAGACUUUGAUUUGCGAAGUCAUGUGGAGACUGCUGGCCACAAUAUCGAUACCUGUUACCAUGUAUGCAUCACAGAAAAGACCUGUCGAGGAUACCUCAUAAAAAUGGGAGGGAAAAUUAAAACUUGGAAGAAACGUUGGUUUGUUUUUGAUCGGAACAAGCGAACAUUCUCUUAUUAUGCAGACAAACAUGAAGCUAAAUUAAAAGGAGUGAUAUACUUUCAAGCCAUUGAAGAAGUAUAUUAUGAUCACCUAAAGAAUGCUAAUAAGAGUCCAAAUCCAUUACUCACGUUUAGUGUCAAGACGCAUGACAGAAUCUAUUAUAUGGUGGCCCCGUCGCCGGAAGCCAUGCGGAUCUGGAUGGAUGUUAUAGUUACUGGGGCAGAAGGUUAUACUCAUUUCUUGUUGUAG
Chrysochloris asiatica (Cape golden mole) is the source of this 3778-nucleotide messenger RNA. RefSeq names its product pleckstrin homology-like domain, family B, member 2 (gene PHLDB2). Gene Ontology annotation, cellular component: basal cortex. The record is from RefSeq and is a predicted model, not a curated record. The transcript is spliced from 18 exons. NCBI's taxonomy places the organism in Eukaryota, Metazoa, Chordata, Mammalia, Afrosoricida, Chrysochloridae. Gene Ontology annotation, biological process: regulation of microtubule cytoskeleton organization. The coding region runs from base 98 to 3778 and encodes 1226 amino acids.